Messenger RNA from Adelges cooleyi (spruce gall adelgid), 2454 nucleotides. It is a transcript of the gene mal, whose product is annotated as molybdenum cofactor sulfurase 1. The record is from RefSeq and is a predicted model, not a curated record. Gene Ontology annotation, molecular function: pyridoxal phosphate binding; molybdenum ion binding; molybdenum cofactor sulfurtransferase activity. NCBI's taxonomy places the organism in Eukaryota, Metazoa, Arthropoda, Insecta, Hemiptera, Adelgidae. Gene Ontology annotation, biological process: Mo-molybdopterin cofactor biosynthetic process. The coding region runs from base 76 to 2406 and encodes 776 amino acids. The transcript is spliced from 12 exons.
CUUCACAGUUAGUAGCACAUUUAACCUAUACCUAAACCAUAAAAAAAAACUUUUUAAAUUUUCGCAACUAACAUAAUGAAGAAAACUAUCGAUGUAAGUAAAACGUCUAAAUCGAUACGAAACCAAUUUGAAAGGCUUCGAGGAAUUUGUUAUUUGGACCACGCGGGCUCAGCUUUGUACGCAGAUAGUCAGAUAGAUGCCGUCAUGUUUGAUUUAAAAACUAAUUUAUAUGGAAACCCACAUUCAUCUGGCCAACCAUCAACCGCUUGUGAAGAAAUAAUUGACAGAGUCCGAUUCAAAAUCCUUAAGCACUUUAAUACUAAUACCGAAAAAUACAGUGUAAUAUUCACUUCAGGAGCCACUGGGGCUUUGAAAACUGUAGCUGAGUGUUUUGCGUGGCACGACAAAUGCCACCAAUCAAACGAACACGCCUCCGACUGUCAAUGGCAAGGAAGUGCGUUUGCCUACACCCAAGACAAUCACACGUCGGUAUUAGGCAUGAGAGAGUUGGCUGAAAACGUCCAAGAUGUAUGUCUGACUAGAAUACAAAUUUCUGACGCUCCAAACACUGAUCUGUCGGUUUGUCCGAAAUCUGGUAACUCGCUGUUCGUUUAUCCAGCGCAAUCCAAUUUCUCUGGUUACAAAUACCCGUUGAGCUGGAUCAGAAAAUGUCAAAACGGCGCUUUAGACCGGUACACCGAAAAUUCCGGUUCAAAAUGGUACGUGCUGUUAGACGCUGCUUCGCACGUGUCUACCGACUACUUGGACUUAAGCGAGUACUCGCCCGACUUUGUGGCUGUGUCGUUUUACAAAAUGUUCGGAUAUCCCACAGGCAUUGGAGCUCUCCUGGUGCACAACCGUACGGGCGCAAACGCACUAAACCGUAAGAGAUACUACGGCGGUGGCACCGUAGAAAUAACUCUGGCCCGGAAUCGUCAUCACGUACCCAAGACGACGACUCUACACGAAUGGUUCGAAGACGGCACCGUAGACUUUUUGUCCAUUAUAGCAAUCGAUCACGGACUAAACACCCUCAGAGAAUUGGCCGGUCCAAUGCAGAGCGUUAGCCAAAGAGUGUUCGAGCUAGCUGCCUAUCUGUAUGCGAAAAUGUGCACGGCGAGACAUGGCAACCAAAAACCUUUGUUUCGGAUUUACACCGACUCGGAUUACACUUGUCGAGAAUUCCAAGGCGGUGUCGUCAACUUCAACGUGCUUAGAGCUAACGGCGAACAUGUCGGAUACAACGAAGUCAGAAAUGUUGCUGACAACAAUGGCAUCGUACUGCGCGUGGGUUGUUUCUGUAAUCCGGGCGCCUGUCAAACACACUUGAAUCUUUCCGACCAACAAAUACAAAACAAUCAUCAGAAAACUGGUCACGUUUGCGGAGACGACAUCGACCUGAUCGAUGGAACGCCGACUGGAUCUGUUCGGGUUUCAUUUGGAUACCAAUCGUGUGUAUCGGACGCUGAUACCAUGUACAAUAUUAUGGUCAAAUACUUUUGGCAGAGCGACGUAGUCCGACCAGUCGAUUUCAGAAUGUUAACAACUUUAAACGACAAUUCAAAUAAUUUACGUGUGUCGAGGAUCUUCGUCUAUCCAAUAAAAUCCUGCGGCAGUGUCGAGGUGAACCAAUGGCCGUUGGAAUCCUAUGGAUUGCUGUACGACCGGGUAUGGACAGUGCUUAGCGAAGACGGUGUUUGUAUGACUCAACUAAAAGAACCCAAAUUAUGCCUGAUACAGCCAGAAAUCGAUUUGUUCAAAGGCAUAAUGACGCUUACGUAUGCCGGGAAUUCGGACAGAUCUCCAAUGAAAAUAUAUUUAGAAAGCCAACAGUUGGACAUAAAGAGAGCAGGCAAAACUUGCACGGGAGAUUUAGUGGAUGGACUCGACUGCGGUGACGAAGUGGCCUCGUGGCUAAGCUUCAAUCUCGAUAUGCCCGGACUAAGGCUAAUCAGAUGCACAAACCGUAGUCCGUCAAAGUCCAACAAAUUUGUUUUGAAUUCGAAAGUCUUGGCCGCCAACCAAUGUCAGUACUUGAUGACGACCGAGUCGACCGUCAACUGGCUCAGGCGAGAGCUAAAAGAUGACAACACAGAUUUGGACUUGGAUAGCGUACUGUUUCGGUUUCGAAGUAAUAUAUUGGUCGCAGGCGAUUCGCCGGUCAACUCCGAAGUUAACUGGACCGAAGUGACUAUGGGCGGGAUAAAAUUUCAAGUACAUUCCGUGUGCGUUCGCUGUAAAAUGAUUUGUAUUGACCAAUCAAAUUCACUGAAAAAUCACAAACCUUUGAGCAUACUAGAUCAGCACAAGUGGAACGGCAAAAGUGUUUUUGGCAUUUACCUCAACCGCGUUGAAGAAACGUUAGCUGGUUACAUACGUGUAGGACAACCUGUCAGUUUUGUAUGAAACGUUUUACGAAGUUAUGUGUAUUACUGUAAAACUAAGAAUAAUAUA